GUGCAGCCCGUGCGGGGACGUCUCGGAGACCCCGCGCCGACGGCUGCUCAAACAUCACGCUGGCCCCUCCAAGGACACUCCCCAAGUCCCCAGCUGGGGGCUCAGCAUAGGCCUGGAGUGGAAACCCCUCUCCUUCCCUUCAUGAUUCGAUAGUAGCUCAGUGGAGAUGGAUGAUGAGGACGGGCGAUGCUUGCUAGACGUGAUUUGUGACCCUCAGGCCCUCAACGAUUUUUUACAUGGAUCAGAGAAAAUUGACAGCGAUGACCUUUUGGAUAACACGGGGGAAGCCACAAGUGCCUUCUUUGAAGGGGCUGGGCUCCAUGUUCAAGAAGCACCAGGCAACCACUUGAACCCAGAGCCCAGCCAGCCUGCGACCAGUGUGGACCUGGACUUCCUGGAGGAUGAUAUCCUGGGCUCUCCGUCCGCCGGGGGUGGCGGUGGUGGCGGAGGCUCAGGGGGUGCUGAGCAGCCAUGUGACAUCCUUCAACAGAGCCUGCAGGAGGCCAACAUCACGGAGCAGACGCUGGAAGCCGAGGCUGAGCUGGACCUGGGCCCCUUCCAGCUGCCUACUCUGCAGCCGGCCGAUGGCAGCGGGGCUGGUGGGGCCGGCGCUACAGCGGCCGCCGGAGCCCAGGCUCUGUUCCCUGGCAGCGCAGACCUCCUCGGCCUCCAGCCACCGGCUGUCUUAACGCACCAAGCCCUGGUGCAGCCGCCUGACGUGGUGAACGUGAACAAGGCCCUCAGCGUCCAGCCCUUCCUGCAGCCCGUCGGCCUGGGCAACGUGACCCUGCAGCCCAUUCCUGGCCUUCAGGGCUUGCCCAAUGGCAGCCCCGGGGGCGCUGCAGCUGCUGCCCUGGGCCUAGCGCCCAUCCAGGUGGUGGGGCAGUCUGUGAUGGCCCUCAACCCACCAGCCCCCCAGCUCCUCGCCAAGCAAGUGCCCGUGGGGGGCUACCUGGCCCCAGCAGCACCGGCUGAGCCUGGCCCUGUGACGCUGGCCUCUGCUGGGGUCUCCCCGCAAGGGGCUGGCCUGGUCAUUCAGAAGAACCUUUCAGCUGCCGUCGCCACCACUCUGAAUGGGAACUCGGUGUUUGCUGGGGGUGGGGUGCCUGGGACAGCGGCCGCAGGUGGGGCUGCAGGCCCGGGGGGCCAGCCGCUGGCGGUGGCCUCGGGCCUAGGGGCCUCCUCCCUGGUGCCGGCCCCCAACGUGAUCCUGCACCGAACCCCAACGCCCAUCCAGCCCAAGCCAGCGGGCGUCCUGCCCCCGAAGCUCUACCAGCUCACACCCAAGCCUUUCGGCACUGCUGGCGCUACACUCACCAUCCAAGGUGAGACGGGCAGUCUGCCCCAGCCUCCUAAGGCUCCCUCCAAUCUGACCUUCAUGGCUGCGGGCAAGGCGGGCCAGAACGUGGUGCUGUCUGGCUUCCCGCCCACACUGCCAGCCAACGUCUUCAAGCCACCUCCGGCCACAGUGGGCAGCACGCCGGGCACCUCGGCAGCCCCUCCGCCUGGCACCCUCAGCAAGCCCAUGAGUGUCCACCUCCUCAACCAGGGCAGCAGCAUCGUGAUUCCCGCCCAGCACAUGCUCCAGGGCCAGAACCAGUUUCUCUUGCCUGGAGCCCCCACCGUCCAGCUCCCCCAGCCCAUCUCGGCCCUCCCUGCCAAUGUGGGAGGGCAGAUCUUGGCUGCUGCGGCUGCCGCUCCCCACACUGGGGGCCAACUCAUCGCCAAUCCGAUCCUUACCAACCAGAACCUGGCAGGGCCUCUCAGCCUGGGCUCCGUGUUAGCCCCCCACGCCGGUGGCCACGGGGCUGCCCACAUCCUCUCAGCCGCGCCCAUCCAGGUGGGCCAGCCCACCCUCUUCCAGAUGCCUGUGUCCCUGGCUGCCGGCAGCCUGCCCACCCAGAGCCAGCCAGCCCCCGCCGGCCCCACCGCCACCGCCACCGUCCUCCAGGGGGUCACACUGCCCCCAAGUGCUGUGGCCAUGCUCAAUGCGGCUGAAGGCCUGGUCCAGCCUGCGACGGCCCCGGCCGGGAGUGAAGCAGCUCCCGUGCUCACUGUGCAGGCGGCCCCCCAGGCCCCUCCCACCGCCCAGGCAGUGCCUCCUGUGGCCCCGCUGCCACUGGGCCUGUCGCAGCAGCCACCACCUCCAGCCCCACAGGCCCCAGCCCCCACACAGCCCACAACUCCCCAGCCAAGCCCCAGCCUGGCCUCCAGCCCUGAGAAGAUCGUCCUGGGACAGCCAGCUACCACCACAGCCGUCAUCACUCAGGAGUCCAUGCAGAUGUUCCUGCCCCAGGAGAGGAGCCAGCAGCCCCCGUACCUCCCGCUGCCCAUGGAGGGCGCCCACCUCUCCCUGCCUCUGCCCGCCUACAGCGUCGCUGUCUCAGCCCCCAGCACCUCGAGCAGCGCACCUGCCUCUGUCAUAGUCAGCAGCGGCACGGGCCAGCCGCAGGCCCGUGACCCCGCCCCGGGCACCCCCGACACCAAAGGAGCCGGCCUCAUACCUCAGUUUCCCACCAGCCAGACUCCCCCGGCCCUGCCCCCCCAGAUCUCAGCCGCUCAGCAGAAAGUCCCAGGGGCUUCCUCAUCCCCAUCGCUACCUCACCCGCCACCACUGGGCGAUAGCCCUCACCUGCCUUCCCCCCACCCUGCCCGGCCCCCUUCCAGACCCCCUUCUCGGCCCCACUCCCGUCCACCUUCCCAGCCCCAGAGUGUGUCCCGGCCGCCCUCAGAGCCUCCUCUGCACUCCUGCCCACCGCCUCAGCCCCUGCCUGGCCUCUUUGUCAUCCAGAACCCCCUGGGCCCUUCCUCCCAUGGGGCCCCCACUCCCGCCCCUGCCACAGCCCCGACUCCCCCUCUUCGGCCCCCCUCUCAACCCCCCGAGGGCCCUGCACCUCCCCCUCCACACCUGCAGGUGCAGUUAGCGACCACCACCUCCGAUGCCACCUCCAGGCUGCCUGCCUCAGCACCCCCUGAUGCCCCUCACUCAAAUUCACCCCACUUCCAACUCCAGUUUGCCCCAAGCCAAGUGCCCCUCAAACCCCCCACACCCACACCAGCGGUCCACCUUGCCCCAGAGCCCCCUCCACAGCCUCCAGCCCCCCCGCCACCGAGGACCUUCCAAAUGGUGCCCGGCCCAUUCCAGGCCCUGGCCACUCCAGCGGCCCAAUCCAAGCCACUCCUGGAGAGAUUCCACCAGGUGCCAUCUGGCCUCAUUCUCCAGAGUAAAGCUGCAGGUCCCCCAGCCACCCAACAGACCCCCCCAACCCUGGGCCCCCUUGCCAGCCCAGCCCCCUCCAUCCUGGUUAGUGGGCAGGCCCCACCCGGAGCCCAGGCCACCUCCACUCACCCUCCUGCCUCAGCAGCCAGCACGGCUGUCUCUUCAUUGAUCUCUGCAGAAAGCAAAGUGUUUGGCAGUAGCGUUCCAGCCUUGGGCGGGGCCAAGGUGGGCACGGGGCAGGGAAAGACGUCUGGCCCAUCUCCGGGGCAGUAUGAGAGCAAAGUGGGCAACCUGAAGAAACCUGCCACCGUACAGCCCAGCAAGGAGGCCUGCUUUCUGGAGCACCUGCAUAGGCAUCAGGGCUCUGUGCUGCAUCCUGACUACAAGACAGCCUUCCCAUCCUUCGAGGAUGCUCUGCGCCGCCUGCUGCCCUAUCAUGUCUACCAGGGGGCCCUGCCCUCUCCUCACGACCACCGGCGGGUGGAUGAAGAGUUUGAGACUGUUUCCACACAGCUGCUGAGACGCACUCAGGCCAUGCUGAAUAAGUACCGCCUGCUUCUCCUGGAGGAGUCUCGGAGGGUGAGCCCUUCUGCAGAGAUGGUGAUGAUUGACCGGAUGUUUAUCCAAGAGGAGAAAACCACACUGGCCCUGGACAAGCAGCUGGCCAAGGAGAAGCCUGAUGAGUACGUGUCUUCCUCCAGGCCCCACGGCCUCCCCGUCUUGGGAUCAGAGAGCCACGGUGCCCACCGGCUCUCCUGCACCCCAGCCCACCCUCCGCUCUCUUCUUCCUCCUCGGGGGCUCCAACUCAGCUGCCCCCACACCCACCCACCAAGUUGGUGAUUCGGCAUGGUGGGGCAGGUGGCUCUCCCUCUGUGACCUGGGCCCGGGCUUCCUCCUCAUCCUCCUCCUCUUCUUCCUCCUCUGGGGCUUCUUCCCUGGAUGCCGAUGAGGAUACGCCCCUGCCGUCCCGGAGCCGCCCGCCCAUCAAAACCUACGAGGCUCGGAGUCGAAUUGGCCUCAAGCUGAAAAUAAAGCAGGAGGCCGGACUCAGCAAGGUGGUCCAUAACACAGCCUUGGACCCCAUCCACCACCCCUCUCCAGGACCCAAGGGGACAGAGCCCCCAGCCCCGCUGCCACCUCAGGCCCCAGCCCCAGCCCUGGCCUCUUCGGGCCAGAUGAAUGGGACAGUGGAGCACCCCCCUGCACCCACGGAUCGGAAGCCAGCCCCACCCACUUCUCAGUGCCCCAGGCUGCCCCUCCGCAAGACCUACCGGGAGAAUGUGGAUGCCUUUAGCAGCUGCCGGGCCGGGGCCCCCCGAGCAGCCACAGCAGGGAGCCCGGCUCCAGCCCCGGCCCCAGCCCCCCUCAUCAAAUCGGACGACACCACCAGUGGCCUCAUCCGGGAGCUGGCCGAGGUGGAAGAUGAGUUGUACCAGCGAGUAAUGAAGGCAGCCCCGCUAGAGGUGGUGACCCCUGGGGCUGGGGCCGGAGCCGGGCCUGGAGGGGAGCCCACUUGGGAGGCACCUCCCUUGCCACCAGCCAAGAGGCGCAAAUCGGAGUCCCCAGAUAUGGACAAUGCCAGCUUCUCGAGCGACAGCCCCCAGGAUGACUCUCUGACAGAGCACCUGCAGAGUGCCAUUGACAGCAUCCUCAACCUCCAGCAGGCGGCCCCUCAGCCCUCGGGCCGGACUGCCAGUGGCCCCUCAUACCCCCACCCGGCCACCUCCCCGCCCCUGCACCGGCCUGACGGCUACCUGGGCCCCAGCCACAACGGGGGCCUGGGGGCCAGGACGUUGAAUAGAUAACAGCAGAGUAUCUCCCCCUGCCCUUCCCUCUGUCCCCUCCCAGCCCAUGGUCCCCUGCAGACAACCCUGAGGACCCUGGGGGAGAUCACUAGCCCGCUGCCCCCAGGGAGGGUCAGGUCAGGGUUCACCCCUCUUCCUCCCUGCCCCCAACCAACUUGCUGUUUCUUUUCUAAGUUAUUCAAUUUAUCAAUACCCUGCCCCCCCAACCUGGCUCCAGCCCCAAAACACUAAGAAAGGAGGUGGGGGGGGCCGUGGAGCAAGCAAGCAAGGUCCCUGGGUCUCUGGGUGGCCCCUCGGGGCCCCCCAGCACCCACACCCUGUGAUCUCAGUAGGUCCUUGGGUUCUGCUCCAGCUCCGGGGGAGGGGGAAGGAGGGGACACUGAUUACUGCCACUGUGUGUACGUCUGUGUGUCUGUGUGUGAGAGAGGAAGAGAGAGCGGGAAGUUUUAAAGAGUUGGGAGAGGACCUUAGGGACCAUGGAGUCCAGAGAGAGGAAAAAGGAUUUAUCAAGAGCCUGCUAUGUACCAGGCACUGUGCUAAGUGCUUCACAAAUACUAGUGGACUUAGAGCUGGGAGGGACCUUAGAAUAAGCCAUCUACUUUAGUGCCCUUGGGAACCUGAGGCCCCAUCACAAGGAGGGGACUUGUCCAAGGUCACAUUGCGGUGUGUCAGGAGUAGCAUUGGAGUAGAACUGUCCCCUAGCUUGCCAGAUUACUUGCACCACCGUGCCUCCCACUGUGUCUCUUCGUGAAGGGGGCGGUCUUUUCUAGCCCUCAGAGGAGCUCCGUGUGUCUGUGUCCAUGUGUGUGCCUGUGCGUGUGUGUGUGCGCGCGCGAGCGAGUGUGUGUGCAUGUGUGUGUGCGUGCUGCCCCCCACCCCACCCCAAAUCAGAGAGUCUCCCAAAGCCGAAGCAGACCACUCUAUCUUACCACCCUUUCAGCCCUGCCCUUCCUCCCACCCCACUGCCGGGCUUUGACAUCUCGGAGACAAACUAGUACUGUAACAUAUUUUGUACUGUAUUUAUUGUGUAUAACGAUUUUUUAAGGAAUCCUGUACAUUUAGUAUUCCCCUGUAAAUUAAAGCCAGUCCUCUUUU
Trichosurus vulpecula (common brushtail) is the source of this 6121-nucleotide messenger RNA. It is a transcript of the gene BICRA, whose product is annotated as BRD4 interacting chromatin remodeling complex associated protein. The transcript has 15 exons. Bases 167 to 5026 code for a protein of 1619 amino acids. Gene Ontology annotation, biological process: positive regulation of DNA-templated transcription. The record is from RefSeq and is a predicted model, not a curated record. Lineage: Eukaryota; Metazoa; Chordata; Mammalia; Diprotodontia; Phalangeridae. Gene Ontology annotation, cellular component: SWI/SNF complex.